CUGGCAGGGCUGCAGGUCCUUGGUGGACUGUGGGGAAGGGCAUGGGGAAGGGCAAUGGAAAAGGGGAAUGGGCACCUGAUAACCUUUUCUCUUUUUUCUUCCACUUGCAGAAAAAGAGGAGGGCAGCCACUGCCCGUCGGCAGCACCUGAAGAGUGCUAUGCUCCAGCUUGCUGUCACUGAAAUAGAAAAGGAAGCAGCUGCUAAAGAAGUGGAGAAGCAAAACUACCUGGCGGAACAUUGCCCUCCUCUGUCGCUCCCAGGAUCCAUGCAGGAACUUCAGGAGCUGUGCAAAAAGCUUCAUGCCAAGAUAGAGUCAGUGGAUGAGGAGAGGUAUGACACAGAGGUGAAGCUACAGAAGACUACAAAGGAGCUGGAAGACUUGAGCCAGAAACUCUUUGACCUGCGUGGCAAGUUCAAGCGGCCGCCGCUGCGCAGGGUGCGCAUGUCGGCUGACGCCAUGCUGCGGGCCCUGCUGGGCUCCAAGCACAAGGUCUGCAUGGACCUCCGAGCCAACUUGAAGCAAGUGAAGAAGGAGGACACUGAGAAGGAGAAGGAUCUACGUGAUGUCGGUGACUGGAGGAAGAACAUUGAGGAGAAGUCUGGCAUGGAGGGCAGAAAGAAGAUGUUUGAGGCUGGCGAGUCCUAAGCACCUGUGUCUCCACAGCAGUCCUCCUCUCCCCGCUGUCCCUGCUGCCCUGCCAGGCUCAGGGGCACUGACUGGGUGCCCUUUCUCUCUAGUUUUGCGAAGAGCUGCAUCAUGGCAGCAGUGAUGUAAAUAAAGCUUUGGUGGGAGA
Haemorhous mexicanus (house finch) is the source of this 795-nucleotide messenger RNA. It is a transcript of the gene TNNI2, whose product is annotated as troponin I2, fast skeletal type. Lineage: Eukaryota; Metazoa; Chordata; Aves; Passeriformes; Fringillidae. Gene Ontology annotation, biological process: muscle contraction. The record is from RefSeq and is a predicted model, not a curated record. Bases 42 to 647 code for a protein of 201 amino acids. Gene Ontology annotation, cellular component: troponin complex. The transcript is spliced from 5 exons.